Molecule: messenger RNA, 1931 nt
Organism: Oreochromis niloticus (Nile tilapia)
Lineage: Eukaryota; Metazoa; Chordata; Actinopteri; Cichliformes; Cichlidae
Product: trace amine-associated receptor 13c
Exons: 6
Coding region: 93-1931 (612 amino acids)
Biological process (GO): G protein-coupled receptor signaling pathway
Cellular component (GO): membrane
Molecular function (GO): trace-amine receptor activity
Source: RefSeq, a predicted model, not a curated record
AAUGCUGAAGAAUUGACCUGGAAUGAGACAACAGUUUAUGCAAGUGAAGGCGUUAGAGAAUAUCGCACAAGAGAUUUUCUGGGGUGUGGUGGAUGGAGAAAAGGAGUAGGAGGAGUAAGCUCCUCAACACCUCCUGUAGGAAGCUGCUGCAACAUCACAAUCAGACCAUUUUUCUGUACAUUCUGCUUUCCUGCAUCUCUCUGCUCACAGUGACUCUCAACGUCCUGGUCAUCGUCUCUAUCUCCCACUUCAGGCAGCUUCACAACCAAACCAACCUCUUCCUCCUCUCUCUCGCUGUCUCAGACUUCCUUGUUGGCCUCCUGCUGAUGCCGCCUCGAAUCCUCCUUUUAGGGGGCUGCUGGUUUUUGGGCACCUUCACGUGUGGACUGUUUUACUAUGCCUCUUUUGUCCUCACAUCUGCCUCAGUAGGAAACAUGGUGCUUAUUUCAUUUGACCGGUAUGUAGCUAUUUGUGACCCCUUGUCCUACCCCACCAAAGUUACUGAAAGAAAAGUCCAAAUCAGUAUCUGCCUGUGUUGGGCCUGUUCACUGCUCUAUAACGGCACAAUACUGAACAACUUUCUGAAGCAGCCAGACAGAUAUAAUUCUUGUGACGGGGAAUGCAUAGUUGUAAUUAAUUUCAUAACUGGUGCUUUUGAUGUCGUAGUUACCUUCAUCGGCCCCACUGCUGUGAUUAUAUUUCUGUACAUGAGAGUAUUUCUGGUGGCUGUGUCUCAGGCUCAGGCUAUGAGAUCUCAUGUUGCCUUUGUUACUCCAAAGGGUUCAGUUCAUGUUGCCAUUAAGAAGUCUGAGAGAAAAGCAGCUACAACUAUUGGUGUUGUUGUGGCUGUGUUUCUGAUGUGUUUCUGUCCUUAUUUUUAUCCCUCUCUCGCAGGGCAGGACACAUCAACCAGUGUGGAAUUUUCAGUUUUUGGGGUCUGGUUACUUUAUUGUAAUUCCUGUCUGAAUCCACUUAUUUAUGCUUUUUUCUAUCCCUGGUUUAGGAAAACUGUUAAACUGAUAGUUACAUUGCAGAUUUUGCAGCCUGACUCUUGUGAUGCCAACAUACUACACACGUAUGACCCAGCGGACUUCAACCUUUUAGAGCAGCAGGUGGCAGCACUCUCCAUUUGGGCGGAGAAGCUCAGGUGGAAACGGCGGCUCUUCUUGGAGAGGGAGCAUGUUUUCAAGGGGACUCGUCUGGCUCUGGGCGGGCCUCGGAGACGCCGCGGUCCUCCACCUGCUGCCUCACCUGCAUCAGAGCAUUCACCGCGGAGAGUGAAGGCAGCUAAGACUUAUCCUGUCCCUGUACCACCUCCUCCUGUGCCAGUUCCUAGGACGAGGGCAGCUGUGACCCAGUCUACCCCCAUACCUGGUUCUGUUCUUCGGGUGGGGGUGACUGGUGUCCAGCCACCUCCCGUGCCUGUCCCAGCACCCCUGGUGGGUGCAGCCAGAAUCCAACCUGACCCCCCUAGUGGCUCAGCUGAGGCUCUCCAGCUAAUGUCCUCAUGCUCUAGAGGCUCGGAAGAGCUAGCCUGUUCACCUGUCAGUCUUCCACUUCAUCCACCUCCUGAUCCAGCUUUCCGCUCCUCAGCCAGGGGUUUCCGCACCUGCUGGCCCUACAGCUGCUCCUCCGUCACCGAUGGCUCCUAUGCCGUUGCCCGCAGCCGCUCCUCCGCCUCUGCUGGCUCCCACGUCAUCACUUGCAGCUGCUUCUCCUCCGCCAUCUCCUCGUCCACGUCGGAUUCAGCAUCAGCGGCAACCUUUCAGGCCACUGACUGGACUUUGUCGCCAGCGUGGUCGGCCUCCGGACCCGCUCAGUCACCGUCUUCUGCGUGGUCGGCUACUGGACCCGCUCAGUCACCUCAGCCUCUGGCUGCGUGGCUGCCCACCAGAACUGUCCCUGUUUGGACUCUGCUGCGUGAUUUUUAA